UCAUGCGCGGGGCCAGUCCCGCCCUUUCGGCCUGAGCGGCAGCGGCGUUUCAUUCCCGGCGGCUCCGGCGCGGCGCGAACAUGGCGGACCAGGCCAUCUCCUUCCUCAAGGACUUUCUGGCGGGCGGUGUCGCCGCCGCUAUCAGCAAGACGGCGGUAGCGCCCAUCGAGCGAGUCAAGCUCCUGCUGCAGGUACAACAUGCAAGUAAACAAAUUGCUGCUGAUAAGCAGUACAAGGGUAUCAUCGAUUGUGUAGUGCGUAUUCCAAAGGAACAGGGAAUGCUGUCUUUCUGGCGAGGAAACUUGGCAAACGUCAUCAGAUAUUUCCCAACUCAAGCUCUCAACUUUGCCUUCAAGGAUAAGUAUAAGCAGGUGUUCUUGGGAGGCGUAGACAAGCACACUCAGUUCUGGAGGUAUUUUGCUGGUAACCUGGCUUCUGGUGGAGCAGCAGGAGCCACUUCCCUCUGCUUUGUCUACCCCUUGGAUUUUGCAAGAACCCGUUUGGCUGCUGAUGUUGGGAAAGCUGGUGCAGACAGAGAAUUCUCUGGUCUAGGGGACUGUCUAGUGAAAAUCACCAAGUCUGAUGGUAUACGUGGCUUGUAUCAAGGGUUCAAUGUCUCUGUCCAAGGCAUCAUCAUCUAUAGAGCUGCCUACUUUGGGAUCUAUGAUACAGCAAAAGGCAUGCUCCCAGAUCCUAGGAACACUCACAUUGUUAUCAGCUGGAUGAUUGCCCAGUCGGUGACUGCUGUGGCUGGAGUGGUCUCCUAUCCCUUCGAUACAGUGCGGCGCAGAAUGAUGAUGCAGUCAGGACGCAAAGGAGCUGAUAUCAUGUACUCUGGAACAAUUGACUGCUGGCGGAAGAUUGCAAAGGAUGAGGGAGGAAAGGCCUUCUUCAAGGGUGCAUGGUCUAAUGUCCUCAGAGGCAUGGGGGGUGCUUUUGUGCUUGUGCUGUACGAUGAAUUCAAGAAAGUCAUUUAAACAGCCUAACUAGAAUUGGAAAUGAAAUUGAACAGAUCAUGUAGAAUAACUACCAUUAUGGACCAUUGACCUUCAAGAAAUUCCUGUGAGUCUUAUUUAUGGGAGCCAGAUGAUAUUUGAAGAUGGGGCUAGAAACUGGCAUAGAAGACUGAUCUGUUUCUUAGUAACAUGCAUGAAGACACUGAAUCUGGCAAUUCAGUGUGGUGAAUUUUUUUUCACAGCAAUGAGAAAUCAGUGGUGUUGGCUUUGGGUCCAAAGUGGAUGGGUCCAAUUCAGGCAGAAAAAAAUUGUUUGCCUGUGGAUCAGUCUCCAGUUUCAAGUCCUAUCUUCUAGGACCAUAAAAUUGUAUUUGAAAAUACUUGCUAACAAAUCAUGUUCUUUUCCACUUGUACCGAAGCACUAUGUACCAUUUUGCACAGCUGAACAUCUAGCAAUUUUGUUCUUAAAUUGGGGCAUUCUGCUGUAAAACAAUAAACAUACUUACUCUGUCUGUGUUGAAAUCAUUACAUAAAAGCUUUGGGAAAACCUCUUUUGUUUGAAAACUUGUUUCAGAUAAUGGUUCCUCUGAUACACUUAACACUGCACUCUGUAACAGUAUAAGCUUGAUUUAAAAAAAAAAAAUGAAUGUGAGAACUUUAGGGGAGGGGAAGCAUGGGUUAUACUAGUAGAAACCACUCCCAUUCAUUGUGCCUAAUAGUAUAAGAUGGGCUGCUGCAAGUGGCUUUUUGCAUGAUUCCUAGCAGUUUAUUUGCAGAAUUUCAUAUGAUUUAAUAUGGGGUGUUUCUAGUGCUAGGAGAACCCAAAUUUUCAAGGGCGGUCAAAAAGUAAUACUCUUCCUUGCCCCCUGUAAGACUGUCUAAAAUUAAUUCCUUUUUUCUUUUUAAUCAGUACAGAAAGCAACAUGGCAUUCAUGCAAAAACCCAAGAGCCUAGUAAAUGCCUUCAACUUCUGAGUAACCUGUGGAUUGUAUUGCUGCUAUUUAGAAAUGCUGAUUGUGCCAGUUCAGGAUACUGUUUGGCUUGAUCUGUUGCAGUGGUCAGUAUCUCUGUGGAAGGUGGAUUUAUUUUGAAAUAAGGCUCACUCUAAGCAGUAAAGUUGAUGGAGUGUGUGAGAGGGAAUACAUAUUCUGUGGCUGUAAAAUACAGGUCAAGGUAGAUCAGCCUUUGAUAUUAACAGGAUUGUCGGAAGACCAAAAUUGCAUUGACUAAUUUCUCAUACUGCUAUUUGAGAUAAUGUAAUACCUAUGUGCCCUUCUUCAUAUGUAUAUAAUCUUUCUUUUGUGUUUUGUGAUCUGUAAAGACAUGGUAGGGGGACCAGUAAAGGGAAACAAAGUGAAUUUCCAACCAUGUUUUUAAGAACUCUCCCUCUAUCUUGAGAAGGAAACGGUGUGUCACUGUAUGAGUCAUUGAAGGCUGGCUGAGCCAUCUGAGUUCUUUUGUGUGCCUUCUGAGGUUGCUAUUCAAGAUGAAGUGUUUAAAUUAACUACAUGGCUUUGGCUGAUUAUUACCUUCUGCUGAAAUCAUAAUUUACCAUUUUCCUUUCACUGUUGCAGAAGCACUGCUUGCAACAUCCGUAUGUGAAUGUAAGUAUAUUGCACAGCUACUUUGUACACAGACUAAUAGCAAUCCUUAUGCUCCUACUGCAAGCGUUUUUAUCCUGUUUGGUAAUGCUAGCUCUGCAGGCAGGUCCCUUGAUGCUGACCUUAGUAGUCAAUCUGCUUUUUCAGUUUUAACCACACGGACUGGGGAGGGGCAGGGGAAGAGUUUCUGUCUAUACAAACACAUCGCUUGGGUUUAUUUUUAUGCAUCAGUGGCUUGAAGAAUAGAGAUAAUGGUAGAAUACAUCCUGUUACCUCAUUGUGAGUGUGGUGGCCUAAGCUUUGUGAGGAAGAACCAAACAUGACAAUUACUUGAGCAGCCCCUGAAAGUGGGAGAUGUUUUGCCUCUUCCCUCCCCUCCCCAGCUAGGUUUUAACCAGAAGAAAUAGGAAAAUGAAUCAAUGCAAGUGUGGGUGUUUUUGUCGUCUUUUUUCUUCUAAGUGGAACUGCAGUUUACCUAAGCUGUGCAUUCAGCAUGUAGUACUUGCUGUUAGGUUUUGGUUUUUUGGUUUUUUUUUUUUUUUACUAUAUGCAUUCCCCUAGCUGUGCAGCAGCAAUUUUCAAUGUGUGAUUAUGCAGUGUGGGAACAUAAAAGGCAAACAAUAAAUGAGACUUUU
Messenger RNA from Calypte anna (Anna's hummingbird), 3191 nucleotides. RefSeq names its product solute carrier family 25 member 6 (gene SLC25A6). The record is from RefSeq and is a predicted model, not a curated record. NCBI's taxonomy places the organism in Eukaryota, Metazoa, Chordata, Aves, Apodiformes, Trochilidae. Gene Ontology annotation, biological process: mitochondrial ADP transmembrane transport; mitochondrial ATP transmembrane transport. Gene Ontology annotation, cellular component: mitochondrial inner membrane. Bases 81 to 977 code for a protein of 298 amino acids. The transcript is spliced from 4 exons. Gene Ontology annotation, molecular function: ATP:ADP antiporter activity.